This is a messenger RNA of Budorcas taxicolor (takin), 825 nucleotides long. RefSeq names its product placental prolactin-related protein 1-like. Bases 19 to 825 code for a protein of 268 amino acids. The record is from RefSeq and is a predicted model, not a curated record. The transcript has 5 exons. Gene Ontology annotation, molecular function: prolactin receptor binding; hormone activity. Gene Ontology annotation, cellular component: extracellular region. Gene Ontology annotation, biological process: response to nutrient levels; female pregnancy; positive regulation of cell population proliferation. NCBI's taxonomy places the organism in Eukaryota, Metazoa, Chordata, Mammalia, Artiodactyla, Bovidae.
UUCCUUAAGAAGCAUCCCAUGCAGCAGAUUUCCUCCAUCCCAUCCCAUCAGGCUGACUCCCCACGGUCAACAGGAGUCCUCACCCUGGGAUCAUUCUGCAAACCCAUGGCUCCAGCUCCCAGCUUCCGUGGACACCAGUGGAUUUACAACUCUGUCAAAGGGUCCUGCCUGCUGCUGCUGCUGGUCAUGUCAAAUCUGCUGCUGUGCCAAGGCAACCCAUGCCCAUCCUGCUGUCCUGACGUGAUUAACAUCACCUCAGAAUCCCUUUCAGAUCUUUUUGUCAAUGCCACCAUGCUGUCCUACGGGGUGUAUAGGAAUUCCAGAAUAAUGUUCUAUGAGUUUGAUCAAAAAUAUGCCAAGGGCAAACUGUACUAUUUCAGUGCCACCAAUAGCUGCCAUACCAAUUUCCUGAAAACUCCUGAAGAAAUAAAAGAAGCUGAAAAGAUGAAUAUUGAAGACCUUAGUAAGUGGAUACUCAUGUUACUGUACUCCUGGCAUAGUCCUCUGAAUCAUCUAGUCACGGACCUGCAGAGUAUGAAAGAAGUCUCAGAUACUAUCCUAUCAACUGUCAGAGAGUAUGUGAAAAAAGUAGAAGCACUUCAAGCAUUCAUGGAGAGGCAAUUCUGCCAGAUGAUUAUUCCAGCAAUGCAGAAGAUGUUGGAGGCUCAUAUUUACUGGUCAGGACUCCCAUCCCUGAUGUCCAGUGAUGAAGAUGUGCGUCAUUCUGAAUUUUAUAACCUGUUCUACUGCCUGCGCAGGGAUUCACUUGAAAUUGACAUUUACACCAAGCUCAUGGCAUGCCGACAGAUCGGCAUCAUGUGCUAA